This is a messenger RNA of Cylicocyclus nassatus, 858 nucleotides long. NCBI's taxonomy places the organism in Eukaryota, Metazoa, Nematoda, Chromadorea, Rhabditida, Strongylidae. The record is from the annotation of a GenBank genome assembly.
AUGGGGAUAGCUGUUACGAGUUAUUUAAUGCUGCUAGAGGUACUUAUGGGUCAGGGUUUCUUCGCUUGUCCUUGUGCUCAACUUCUGCCAAGUCCGUGCACCUGUCAGGCUGGUUUCAUGCCAUUUUGCACAUGUACAAGGACCAUUCUAAAGUACUCAUGCCCUUGCUCUACUCCACCUCCACCAUGCCGCGCUGCAUGUCAACGCACAUGCACGUCCAUGUGUGCUCGGAACGGUCUCGGCCCUAGGUGCCCUUCUUAUUGCGGUUUCAGCUGUCUACAGUCUUGUAUGCACCAGCAGGCAGUGCCGAUACAAAUCGUGAUGAAUAGAUUGGUCGCCCCAUUGGGCCAAUGCAUUCCUUUCUGCCGGAAAAAUUGCGAAAGAUCCUGCAUACCGAUGGUAUCGACUGCGACUUGUAUACCGCUUUGCAAGCAGCCAUGUGAACAGAAAUGUUCACAGUUCACUCCUACGGGAGUGAAAAAUUUUGAGAAAGUUGAACAGUCUAUUCAUGGUUUGAUAGCUCCAUCAGCGCUUCUGACCCAGUCAGCGUUGUUGCCUACCAUAUCUCAAAAAGAGCCGAACGGUAGCUCCACAUCAACUUCCUCACCAACAAUCACAACCUUCUCUUCACAGAGUACCCCACGUGAGCCAACGCUGAUUCCGAGCUCGGCAUUUGAAACCACAUCUCAGCCGCAAACAGCAGAAGAAGGAGGCGCAUAUGUGGACAUUCCUAUUGAAGAUUCUGGAUUAACUUCACCUACGGACCGCAUGACGCUUUUUGAGGAACCCCAGCAGUUCAAUGAUUCGACGACACCAGAAACGAGCGAACUGGCUGACAAAAAGUCUGUUGUCGUAUGA